AUGUCCACAAAUAAAAUCAGUCUUGUAGGAGCUGCAGAUGAAGACCAGCAUUUAAAUCCAGAGUAUGAAGAUACUGUUAAUCAAGUGGUUUGCAGCAUUUACAACAGUGUCAUGCAAGAAACUGGAUCUCAGCCAGUCCUUUAUCACGAUGGAACAAAUUGCAAAACAAUUUUUCCUGAACGAACAGCUAGUAUAAUAAUAAAUGAAGUCUCCAGUGGCCAGAUAAUACAUUCUUUUAAUGAAAACUCACCAACUGAGAACUACAGUGCUACAGAGUUUGACAGUACUGCUGACAAAGAUCUUUCAUCAUUUGCCAUUCAAAUAAAUAUUGAGGCAGGAAGUUCUGAAGAGUCAGUUAGAAAUGUAAAUGGGUAUUCAGCAGAAACAUUGCUACAAGCAAAAGAGCUACCAGUUGAAAUAAUCCCUCAUAUUAGAGACAGACCAUUAGACAUAGAUCCAGACCUUAUUUCAGACCAUUUAGCAGUUAUUUCCAUAAAAACAGAGCCUACUGAGAAACGGAAUGAAAGAUUUAGAACUCAUUCUGGACUAGAGCUACCAGAACUAAAAAAAGCAUCGCUAUCUAAGACAAGUUUGCUAAGUACAGCUACUGAAAGUGAUGUAGAGAAAAGGAGAGAAAGACGGUCCUCUGUGAAUGCUUUAGGACGACUAGAUGUCAAACCAAAGGAGGUCGUUUGCAGAAAUUCAUUUCAGAACCUGAAGAAACCCGAUGUCACCAGGGUGGAACUUCUAAAAGAUGUCAAGAGCAAGGAGGAACUUAUUUUACGACUUGUCUCAUAUGAUAUUGAGCAUGAUGAGGAAGAGGAUUUUGAAAAAAUCCUAAAAGUAGAUUCUGCUUUGGUUUUUGAGAGCCAGCCACAUGCAGCAGGGAAAGAGGAAAUCAUGCCUGCUUAUGAGAGUACCCCUUUGGCUGAUAUGCAGAAUAAUUUAAUUGCUGCCCAGGCACCUGAGAAAGAGGAUCAGUACAAGGGCUGA
Messenger RNA from Caretta caretta (loggerhead turtle), 993 nucleotides. The record is from RefSeq and is a predicted model, not a curated record. NCBI's taxonomy places the organism in Eukaryota, Metazoa, Chordata, Testudines, Cheloniidae.